This is a messenger RNA of Trichoderma harzianum CBS 226.95, 645 nucleotides long. RefSeq lists its product as hypothetical. Gene Ontology annotation, biological process: proteolysis. Bases 1 to 645 code for a protein of 214 amino acids. NCBI's taxonomy places the organism in Eukaryota, Fungi, Ascomycota, Sordariomycetes, Hypocreales, Hypocreaceae. The record is from RefSeq and is a predicted model, not a curated record. Gene Ontology annotation, molecular function: glutamic-type endopeptidase activity. The transcript is spliced from 2 exons.
AUGAGGAACAACACCAGCCAUGCUACUGUCCAGUCUAACUGGGGUGGUGCCAUUCUCGGUGGCUCAGGCUUUACCGCAGCUUCAGCAACUGUAACUGUGCCCAGAGGCGGCGGUGGUUCAAGUGCUGCAGGUUCUGCUUGGGUCGGCAUUGACGGUGCCACCUGUGACACCGCCAUCUUGCAGACUGGUUUCGAUUUCUAUGGUGACGGCACAUAUGACGCUUGGUACGAGUGGUACCCUGAAUUUGCUGCCGAUUUCUCCGGCAUUGAUAUCAGCGAGGGCGACCAGAUUGCCAUGUCCGUCGUGGCUACAUCCCUGACCGGCGGCUCUGCCACUCUUCAGAACCUGUCCACGGGUCAAAAGGUGACUCAAACCUUCAGCCGCGUCACUGCAGGCUCUCUUUGCGAAACCAGUGCCGAGUUCAUCAUUGAGGACUUUGAGGAAUGCAACUCGAAUGGUAGCAACUGCCAGCCAGUUCCAUUUGCCUCUUUCAGCCCUGCUAUUCAGUUCACCUCUGCUUCAGCUACACAAAAUGGACAGAAGGUCUCUCUCAGCGGUGCUGAACUCAGCGAGGUCAUUGUCAACAACAAGGAUUUGACCAGGUGCUCUGUCUCUGGCAGCACUCUCUCUUGCUCUUACGUCUAA